Neocloeon triangulifer is the source of this 1666-nucleotide messenger RNA. It is a transcript of the gene Oat, whose product is annotated as ornithine aminotransferase, mitochondrial. Bases 242 to 1579 code for a protein of 445 amino acids. Gene Ontology annotation, molecular function: pyridoxal phosphate binding; L-ornithine transaminase activity; identical protein binding. The transcript is spliced from 8 exons. Gene Ontology annotation, cellular component: cytoplasm. NCBI's taxonomy places the organism in Eukaryota, Metazoa, Arthropoda, Insecta, Ephemeroptera, Baetidae. The record is from RefSeq and is a predicted model, not a curated record.
AAGGUCGCAAGAUUAAUUUAAAAUUUUUAUGGGCGACAAUCAACAAAGCAUUCUUCUUUUCAUUGUGCACAUUUCCAAAGCAGCUUCUAUUAUUUUUAAUAUUUCGGCGCCUUAUUUGUGUUUUUUUGCUCGGAGCUUCAUUAUAUUUAAAAAUUUAAUUUCAUAAAAAUGAAAUGGAUUCGCGCUGCAUCUCGAUUAUACUGACUGGAUUACAGCGAUAAGAAUUUGCCCUUGAGACAAAAUGAAGAACAUUUUGGCUCGCGUGGCUCUCAGGAGCAUGGUGCUCAAAACAAACUACAGUGCCAGGAUGUCGCACACCGCUGCCAAUGCACAGAAGACGCAGGCAAAGAUGCAGGCGAAGAAGCAGCUGACCUCGGACGAGGUCAUGCACCGCGAGGAGCAAUACAGUGCCCACAACUACCAUCCGCUGCCAGUGGCCAUCUGCAGAGCAAAAGGUGUCCACAUGUGGGACGUGGAGGGUCGCGAGUACUUGGAUUUCCUGAGCGCCUACUCGGCAGUCAAUCAAGGUCACUGCCACCCCCGUAUUUUGGCCGCCCUGCAGGAGCAGGCGGCCAAGCUCACCCUCACCUCCAGAGCCUUCUUCAGUGACAUGCUGGGCGAGUACGCUGAAAUGGCGACAAGCCUGUUCGGAUACCAGAAGCUGCUGCCGAUGAACACCGGGGUGGAGGGUGGAGAGACGGCGUGCAAGUUGGCCAGGAAGUGGGCCUACACCAAGAAGGGAAUCCCUGAGAACCAGGCCACCAUCAUUGUCGCCGAGGGAAACUUCUGGGGCCGCACCCUUGCUGCCAUUUCCUCGUCCACCGACCCCUCCAGCUACAAGGGAUUCGGACCAUUCAUGCCCGGCUUUAAACUGGUGCCCUACGAUGACCUCAAAUCCCUUGAGGAGGCGCUGAAAGACCCGAACGUGUGCGCCUUCAUGGUGGAGCCGAUCCAGGGUGAGGCGGGCGUCGUCGUGCCCCAGGACGGCUACCUGAAGGGCGUGCGCGAGUUGUGCACCAAAUACAACGUCCUGUGGAUCGCCGACGAGGUGCAAACCGGUCUGGCAAGGACCGGUCGCCGCCUCGCCGUCGACCACGAGGGUGUCCGACCGGACAUUCUGAUUCUUGGCAAAGCCCUCAGUGGUGGAUUCCUGCCCGCAAGUGCUGUUCUGGCUGACGACGAAGUUAUGCUGUGCAUUCAACCUGGAGAGCACGGCUCGACCUACGGCGGAAACGCUUUGGCCUGCAGAGUGGCCAUGGAGGCCCUGCAUGUGCUCGAAGAUGAGAAACUGGCCGAGAACGCGAACCGCCUGGGAGAAAUCUUCAGGAGCGAACUGAGGAAGCAGCUGCCCUCCGACCUGGUCAGCACCGUCAGGGGCAAGGGCCUGCUCAACGCCAUCGUUAUGAACCCAGAAAUCGAUGCCUGGGAAGUUUGUCUGCGCAUGAAAGAAAUGGGACUUUUGGCGAAACCGACUCACGGCCACAUUAUUCGACUGGCACCACCCUUGGUCAUCAACGAAGCGCAAAUCAUGCAGAGCAUUGAAAUCAUCACCAAGGCUGUCCUCGCUUUCAGAAAAUAAUGGUAUUUUAUCCCCCUACAUAUAUCGGCAAUCAAAAUUGGUUAAAAUUUUAAUGUCAAAAAUCUAAAUAAAUAUUUUUACUAAAAA